GGCCCCGCCCCCUCAGCCCAAUGUAUAAGGCAGCAGUGACAGCUGCCCCGCCCACUGCACCGAGUCACUAACAGGAAAGGAGCCCAUCGGGUGUCAUCUCUGCAGCCAAAAAUGUUUAAGACGAUGAAGCAAGUUUUAUUUUCCUCUGGAAUUGAGAACCCAAAGUGGAAAGCUUUGGACACUCAGUCUUCGGAUUAUGAAUUGCGACAAUAUGAAGCUGCAAAGUGGGUGAGCACCGAGAUGUCAUCGGUGAAAGAAUGGGACAGCGCUGUUAGUACAGGCUUCAUGCGUCUCUUCGGCUUUAUUCAGGGGAACAAUGAAAAAAAAAUGAGUGUUGCCAUGACUGCCCCAGUGACCACAUAUGUACAGCCAGGAGAAGGGCCAGCAUGUGAAUCCACAAUUACCGUUUCAUUUUAUAUCCCUGCCGAGCAACAGAGUGAUCCACCCAAACCUUCUGAAAGUAAUGUAUUUAUUACAGAAAGGCCAGAGAUUACCGUCUAUGUCAGGUCCUUUGGAGGGUUUACUAGUGCAGCAAAAAACCAGGAGCAGAUCCUACAGCUUUCCGAAUGCUUGAAACGGGAUGGAAAAGCUUUUGACGAGAAUGUCUACUACACUGCUGGCUACGACAGCCCAUUUAAACUCCUAAAUAGACACAAUGAGGUUUGGUUGCUGGCAAAACAGUAAAAACCUAUACAAAGACCUUCAUGCAUUAAUAAUAUACAUCUGAAGUGAUCCCAUAAACUUGUCUAAAAAAAGCAUCAAAUAU
Messenger RNA from Rana temporaria (common frog), 766 nucleotides. It is a transcript of the gene HEBP2, whose product is annotated as heme binding protein 2. Bases 112 to 684 code for a protein of 190 amino acids. The record is from RefSeq and is a predicted model, not a curated record. Gene Ontology annotation, cellular component: cytoplasm. The transcript is spliced from 5 exons. NCBI's taxonomy places the organism in Eukaryota, Metazoa, Chordata, Amphibia, Anura, Ranidae.